AUUUCAGCAAAAGUGACAGGUGUCAGUUUCUGGCUUACCAACAACCUCUUAGACGUUUCAAAUAAAAAUCAGUAGUGCUAAAACCCGUAAUAUGUUAAGAAAAUCCGGCCUCAUCCUGCAAAAAUCCAUCGGUUAUAUCCAGCCGCACUAUAGGAAACUGUUUACUAAAACCAAAACAAUGUCGGCCUUUAACUACCCCAGUUUCCGUCGUGAUGAAACUAUAAAGGACACCUACUUUGGCACCGAGAUCCCUGAUCCAUAUCGCUGGCUUGAGGAUCCGGACUCGGAAGAAACGCAAAACUUCGUCAAAGCUCAAAAUGAACUGACCAGACCUUAUUUAGAUAGUUGUCCCCAAAAGAAAGCCAUCCAAGAACGCAUUACCAAAUUAUGGAACUUCCCUAAAAAAUAUUGUCCUACUAGACAUGGAAACAAGUACUAUCAGCACAGAAAUACUGGAUUGCAGAACCAAAAUGUUUUAUUUGUUCUGGACGAAUUAACUCAAGAAGGAAAAGUUUUCUUGGAUCCAAACACUUUAUCCGAUGAUGGUACAAUCGCUUUGUCUGGUACAAAGUUUUCAGAAGAUGGCAGCACGUUUGCCUAUGGCCUGAGUAGCAGCGGAUCAGACUGGAUCGAGAUUAGAUUUAAAAACGCCUUGACUGGUGAGGAUUAUCCAGAAGUCUUGAAAAAGGUAAAGUUCAGUUCCAUGUCCUGGAUGCACGAUAAUAAAGGGUUCUUCUACUGUGCCUACCUAGACCAAACUGGUAAGGCUGAUGGCUCAGAAACUACUUCUAGUGAAAAUCAGAAGGUGUAUUAUCAUGUACUCGGUACAGAUCAAAGUGCGGAUGUUGAAGCUGUUGAGUUCGAAGAUAAAGAGCUGAGAAUUGGCUGUAGAGUUAGUCACUGUGGCUCUUAUUUAGUGGUGACGGCUACCAAAGGUUGCAAGAACAAUUUGCUAUACUUUGCCAGAGUGGAUCCCGCUCAAAAGGUGACAGGGAAACUACCAUUGACCCCUGUGGUCACCAAUUUGGAUGCUGAUUACGAAUACAUUACAAAUAUUGGCAGUAAAUUCUUUUUCCGAACCAACAAGAAUGCUCUUAACUAUAGAAUUGUCGGCAUAGACUUUAAUAAUCCUGAGGAGUCACAAUGGACCGAUUUAAUUCAAGAAAAUCCUGAAAAUGUUUUGGAUUAUGCGCAUGUUAUUAACGAAACGAUGUUGUUGGUGACUUUUAUUAAAGAUGUUAAACAUUCCAUGCAUUUGUUCGAUUUGAAUAGCGGCAAAAAGGUUCAUGAUUUUAAGUUAGAUGUGGGAACAGUCAUGAGUGUCUCAGGAAAGAAGAACCAUAAGGAGAUGUUUUACAGUUUUGCAUCGUUUUUAACACCUAAUUCAAUUUAUAGGGUAACAUUCGAUGGUGAUAAAAUCAACGAAGAAAAAUUCCACGAGACCCAAGUAGGCGACCUGGACACCAGCAUCUACGAAACCAAACAGGUUUUCUAUAAGAGCAAAGACGGUACCACCAUCCCCAUGUUCCUCGUAAGCAAAAAGGGUGUUAAACAAGACGGCACCAAUCCUUGUCUCCUUUACGGCUACGGAGGCUUCAACAUUAGCCUGAUGCCCUCCUUCUCCGUAUCCAGACUGAUUUUCGUUAAUAAUUUCAAUGGGAUUUAUGCGUUGGCUAAUAUAAGAGGUGGUGGGGAAUAUGGCGAUAAGUGGCAUAACGGCGGAAGGUUCGAGAACAAGCAGAAUUGUUUCGAUGAUUUUCAACAUGCCGCCAAGUAUUUGGUGGAAGAGAAGUACACGAGUGCCAAUAAGUUGACGAUACAAGGUGGUUCUAAUGGUGGAUUGUUGGUUGCAGCCUGUAUUAAUCAGGCUCCAGAGUUAUUUGGGGCUGCUAUUGCUCAAGUUGGAGUUUUGGAUAUGUUAAGGUACCACAAGUUCACUAUCGGCUACGCCUGGAAAUCCGACUACGGCUGCUCAGAUCUAGAAAACGAAUUCAAAUAUAUCUUGAAAUAUUCCCCGCUGCACAAUAUAAAAGUUCCCGAAAAUGGUGCGCAAUACCCCGCGACCCUCCUCUUAACAGCCGACCAUGACGACCGGGUGGUUCCGUUGCACUCGUUAAAAUUCAUCGCGGAAUUGCAACAUAAAAUCGGCCAUUUGAGCCAACAAACGAACCCGUUACUGAUCAGGGUGGAGACUAAAGCGGGCCACGGGGCCGGAAAACCCACCUCGAAAAUCAUCGAAGAACUGACCGAUAUUUUCUGUUUCAUUUCGAAUAGUUUAAAGGUGAAGUUUGUUGAAUAAUUUACUUAUUUUUCACAGUAUUAUAUCAUUUAUGAGAUUACCGGCUACCAAAGAAUAAAAUUUCCAUCAACUGUCUCUAGUAAUGUAUAAAUUAAAAUUGAGGGAUAGUUUUUGAUUACUCAAAAGUUAUGCCGGCCAGAAAGUGUGAAGAAAUAAAAUCUGAUAAUGCGUACUUAAUAA
Molecule: messenger RNA, 2479 nt
Organism: Anthonomus grandis grandis
Lineage: Eukaryota; Metazoa; Arthropoda; Insecta; Coleoptera; Curculionidae
Product: prolyl endopeptidase
Exons: 5
Coding region: 92-2299 (735 amino acids)
Biological process (GO): proteolysis
Cellular component (GO): cytosol
Molecular function (GO): oligopeptidase activity; serine-type endopeptidase activity
Source: RefSeq, a predicted model, not a curated record